GGACUGAGCGUGUUUGGCCCGGCAGAUAUUUUCCUCCCGCUUAACACUUUUGUUUUUUUUCUUCUCUCAUUUAAUGCGUUACGCCCCCAAUUUGACUUUACUAGAGGGAGAGAAUGGGACUUGUGCGCUCGCUGGUGCGGUCCGUUGACUUCGGAUCCGAGCGCCAUGUCGCACCGCAAAGAAGAAGAUGACCUAGUCUCGCCGGUGUCCCCGGCCUCGGUCGUCUUUCCAAUCGACCAGCCGGGUGCGCUGAGCCGUACAAACAGUAUCGACUUGGUUCGCGAUGCAAGUCGUUCUCGGUUCCCGGAGCCCGUCCAUUUUCAGGUGCCAAUACAGGCGCCCAGCCCGUCAGCGGCUGCGCGCAGGGACAGCCCGCAAAUUUCACCCAGAACUUCGCUCGAUAAUGGGUAUGUUGUGUGCGAAAAGAGGGCGGCGAGGAGGAUGCAGCAAGCUGAUGAUCAUGACAGUCAACGUCAACAACAACAACAACAACAACAACAACAAUUCAACCAGUACAGAUCCCGGGCGGACAGUACUGCAGUAGCACAGCACUCCGAGAGUCGUGCACCAACCAAUCUGGAUACUUUCCAAUUUCAGCCGAACCAAGAUCAAUGCCGGUAUCAGCAGUCUUUUGCAUAUGGAGACUACAAGCCUACCACUCAUGCAAUCCGAUCCGACUCAACGGCCAGCACCAUCAUCACCCCGCCUGAGCCUCCCAGCAAGUGGGCCUAUAUGACCCAGGACGGUUGGCUCAUCGAGACCGUCUCGCUAGUGUUUAGUCUCUUGUGCGUCAUCGGGCUCGUGGUUAUCCUUGUCCUAAUCCAGGGGCGGAAGGUAGACGAGUGGCCCGUGAUCCUGACGCCCAACACCUUCGUUUCGCUGCUGUCAACACUUUCCAAGGCGGCGCUGCUUGUGCCAGUCGCCAAUAGCAUCGGACAACUCAAGUGGCUUCAUUUUGAACAGGGGAGGCCCCGAAGACUCGUGGAUCUUGAGGUCUUCGACGGCGCCACCCGCGGGCCAGCCGGCGCCUUGUCCUUGCUGUGGAACGGCAGUACUCGAAGCUCAGUUGCCGUCCUUGGUUCCGUCAUUACUAUUCUUGCCCUGCUUGCCGAUCCUUUCUCGCAGCAGGCAAUUAACAUUACCAGCCAGUCGGGUGUGUCAUCGAAGGGUGUUGCUCUGUUUUCCAACGCCACAGUGUACGACUCGGGUGCAAGCGUCAGGGGCCAACAGUCUACUGUCAACCCUGACGCUUCCAUGUAUGGAGCAGUCCUCAAUGGCGUCUUCACUUCGACAUCAACAAGCUUGGGAUAUGUUUGCACUACAUCCAACUGCAACUGGCCGGGCAGCUACCCGUUCCUCGGCGUACGGUCCAGCUGCAGCAACGUGACUCACCUGACGACCGAAGACUGCUCUACUCCUGGUAGUGAUGGUCAGUUUCAGUGCAGCUAUGAAACUCCAGGAAACCUCACUAUUCAAACAAAGACCUUCUUGGACCAAGGUAACCUUCGAUCGACAGUGCUUAACGCGGUGAGCGCCACCCAACUGAACAGCCGAGACGCCCAACUUGCGCGUUACGCAGUUUGGAAGCGUCAGACCGACCGGAACUCGUCCUGGGAGGUCACCGAGUGCACGCUGUCAUUCGCCGCCUACUACUACGGCAACAUCUCUGUAAUUAAGAACAGGAUGCUUGUGAGCGCCUCGGUCGUUUAUCCACUUCGAGGACCUCCCGGACCAGAUUUCGACAACGCCAGAGGGCAAGCACAGGUUAUGUGGCGCUUCAUGCCCAACAUGACCAACUCGCUCGAGGACGAUCAGACCAUGGGCUUUGAAGCCGGCGGGAAGGUGUCGCGGGGUCCUGAAGAGUGGCGACAAGGCCUCGAGCCCGUUGAGAUGAUGGUCGGCCUCGGAGACUUUUUGAAGGCCAGGGAGAUUCUCUCCAGCGAGGUUUUCACAGCCAACCUGGAAGAGCCGCAGCCAGUCGACUCCUUCGACCCUGGCGCCCGUGGCGUGGCAAGGACUGUGCUCGCCACGGAGGACACGUCAAUGCUGUCCAGAAGACUGGCGCGCAGCAUGACUGAGCGGCUUCGUCGCGGUGGCAGCGGCAACUCCGUACAGCAAGCACAGAGUCGCUUCGUCCGCGGCGUCGCCAUGGAGCAAGCGGCCUUUUACACCGUGUCCUGGGGAUUUUUCGUGUACCUGCCGACAUUGGUCGUUUUCGCCACGAUCCUGCUCCUCGUCACGGUCCAUCAGGUCUCGCGUCACGACGCGCGGGAGAGGAAGUCGGCAGGCUUGGAUGCGUCGACAAACAUGCCCAGGUACAAAAACAGUUCAGUCGCACUACUGCUGGGCAAUGUCCAGGGGUUUGAGGGAAGCAGCCGGGUCGAGGCAGCGAAGAGCACCCGUGCGGGGAUGAAGACCUUGGCGAAGAAGGAAUGCGUCUUGAAGUGGAGGGACGGGUUUGUCCGCGCUGGCAUGCCCGAAACGUAA
Pyricularia pennisetigena is the source of this 2487-nucleotide messenger RNA. RefSeq lists its product as uncharacterized. The transcript has 3 exons. NCBI's taxonomy places the organism in Eukaryota, Fungi, Ascomycota, Sordariomycetes, Magnaporthales, Pyriculariaceae. The record is from RefSeq and is a predicted model, not a curated record. The annotation marks the transcript as partial.